Messenger RNA from Belonocnema kinseyi, 1668 nucleotides. RefSeq names its product 5'-AMP-activated protein kinase catalytic subunit alpha-2 (gene AMPKalpha). Lineage: Eukaryota; Metazoa; Arthropoda; Insecta; Hymenoptera; Cynipidae. Gene Ontology annotation, biological process: intracellular signal transduction; protein phosphorylation. The transcript is spliced from 10 exons. Gene Ontology annotation, molecular function: protein serine/threonine kinase activity; ATP binding. The record is from RefSeq and is a predicted model, not a curated record. Bases 187 to 1668 code for a protein of 493 amino acids. Gene Ontology annotation, cellular component: cytoplasm.
AAACUAAAAUUCCAGUUGCUGCAUUUUUGGAGUUUUUCCAGAUUCUACGUUUAUUUACCAUUUUAAUUUUGAUGAUAAACUUGAUAAAAUCAAGCGUUUUUUUAUUGAGAAAAUUCUUUCAUUAAUUAUUUUAUUGUAAGGAACCUUAACCUCUAUUUGAUUGUCGCGGAAAAUGCAAAUAGAAAAAUGGCAGAUAAACUGCAAGGAAAUCAGGUGCAGCCAAUCGUUAAAAUUGGACAUUACACGUUGGGACAAACUCUCGGUGUUGGAACUUUUGGGAAAGUAAAAAUUGGAGAGCAUGUGCUCACAAAACACAAGGUCGCGGUAAAAAUUCUCAAUCGUCAAAAAAUCAAGAGUCUAGAUGUCGUUGGCAAAAUUCGACGAGAGAUUCAAAAUCUCAAAUUAUUCAGACAUCCACAUAUUAUUAAACUGUAUCAAGUUAUUAGUACUCCAACGGAUAUCUUUAUGAUAAUGGAAUAUGUCUCGGGCGGCGAAUUGUUUGAUUAUAUCGUAAAACACGGAAAACUAAAGGAAUAUGAGGCCAGAAGAUUUUUCCAACAGAUAAUUUCAGGAGUUGAUUAUUGUCAUCGACACAUGAUUGUGCAUCGCGAUUUAAAGCCGGAAAAUCUUCUCCUUGAUCACAAUUUACACGUCAAGAUUGCAGAUUUUGGUCUGUCGAAUAUGAUGAUGGACGGAGAAUUUCUCAGGACCUCCUGUGGAUCGCCAAAUUAUGCUGCACCGGAAGUAAUUUCCGGAAAAUUGUACGCUGGUCCGGAAGUCGACAUUUGGUCUUGUGGCGUUAUUUUAUAUGCACUUUUGUGUGGUACUUUACCAUUCGACGACGAGCAUGUGCCUACUCUUUUCCGGAAAAUUAAAUCGGGUAUUUUUCCCAUUCCCGAGUAUUUGAACAAAACGGUCGUGAGUCUCCUUUGUCACAUGUUGCAAGUAGAUCCCAUGAAACGUGCUACUAUUGAAGACAUCAAAAAACACGAGUGGUUUCAAAAAGAUCUGCCCACUUAUUUAUUCCCCUCGCCGGUCGAGCAAGAUUCUUCUGUAAUCGAUAUUGAUGCUGUGAACGAAGUUUGCGAGAAAUUCAACGUGAAGGAGUCGGAAGUUCAUUCUGCCUUGCUCAGCUGUGAUCCUCACGAUCAAUUGGCCAUUGCCUACCAUCUUAUCAUAGACAACAAGAGAAUUGCAGAUGAGGCGGCGAAAGCCGAGCUGAAGGACUUUUACGUUGCUUCGAGUCCUCCUCCGGUUGCUUUCAGUCCCAGUGAUUCGAACAACAGUCCUCUGCGACCUCAUCCUGAGAGAAUUGCUCCUUUCCGUGAACGUGUUGGUUCACAAGGAAGCGCGCCACUUCAUUAUCCUGGAAAUAGAAAUACUCCUGUGAAGAGAGCCAAAUGGCAUUUAGGUAUUAGAUCUCAAUCUAAACCCAACGACAUCAUGAAUGAAGUUUACAGGGCCAUGAAAGCUCUCGAUUUUGAAUGGAAGAUUAUAAACGCAUACAGUGUGAGAGUUCGACAGAAAAAUAAAGUUACGGACAGGUUCAGUAAAAUGUCUCUCCAGCUGUAUCAAGUAGAUUUCAAAAGUUUCCUUCUAGACUUUAAAUCGCUUUCCUGCGAAGAGAGCGAAGACAUUAUGAUGAAAGGGUCAUGGAAGAAGCCAUAG